ACAGUCUCCAUUUAUAUCUACACAGUUUUAAGGAGUUUACCUUCAACAGUAUAAUAAAUUAUGCUUUAAUGAGCAGGUGCAGCGCCCUCAACUUGUGCCGCUCCGUGCGCACACGGGAGGAGAAUUCUCAUCGUGCAGCAAAGCCCCACAUGACUGCAGAUGUUUCUUCACCCUGGGUGUUGAAAUGAGCAUGAGGGAAGGCACUUGGCAUUACUGCUCCAGAGUUUCAGCAGCAUGGCACACAUCUUGAAGACACUCAACAGCUGGUUCUGGUGGGAGAAUAUUUGGAUGCCAAUCAAUUGCACAUGGGAGCAUUUUGUAGACCGUGAUGGACUUGUCUUUCCAAAACCACAUCAGUUAUAUGCCACAAUACCAUAUGCUUUUGUGUUACUGAUCAUCCGGUUCUUCAGUGAAAGGUAUGUUGCUAUACCUCUAGCAAAAGCCUUGGGUAUAAAGAAUGUAAGACGUGUGAAGCCGCAGCCUAAUCCUGUUUUGGAGAGUUAUUAUCGAGAGUGCUCAAAACAUCCAUCCCCAUCAGAGAUUCAAGGCCUGGCCAAAAAGUGCAACUGCACAGCCCACCUGGUGGAGAAGUGGUUUAGGAGGCGGCGAAACCUCGAGAUCCCAACGGUGCUUCGGAAAUUCCAGGAAGCUUUUUGGCGAUUUUCAUUCUAUCUUACAUCCUCCAUUGCUGGAUUUAUAGUUCUUUGUGAUAAACCUUGGUUUUACGACAUAUGGCAGACGUGGGUUGGCUAUCCAUUUCAGACUCUGCUGCCAUCCCAAUACUGGUACUACAUGAUCGAGAUUAGUUUUUACUGGUCUCUCUUAUUUACACUCGGAAUUGACAACAAAAGGAAGGAUUUUCUGGCUCACGUCGUCCAUCACUUGGCAGCCAUUGGGCUGAUGAGUGGCUCUUGGUGUGGCAAUUACGUGCGGGUUGGAACACUGGUGAUGUUUGUGCACGAUAUUGCAGAUUUCUGGCUUGAGGCAGCCAAAAUGUUUAAUUACGCUCACUGGGAGAAAACCUGCAAUAUUCUCUUUAUCAUCUUUUCUGUUGCAUUCUUCUUCACAAGAAUCAUCCUGUUCCCCUUCUGGAUACUCCGUUGCACGCUGUAUCAGCCCACAUACUACUCCACGACUCCUGUCAUCGCAUACUUUUUAUUCAAUGGGAUGCUAUUGACCCUUCAAGGCUUGCAUUUAUAUUGGGGUUACUUAAUUUUCAAGAUUCUGAGAAGAUUCAUUUUCUUAAAGGACUUAAAAGAUGACCGGAGUGAUGAAGAGGAGGAAGAUUCUGUUACAGAUAAUGAAGAGGAUCCCACAAAAAAUGGCAACAAGAAUGGCUGUGGGUCAAGCAAACAUCUCCUAAACAGCAGUCACCACUAGCCACCUCCUGCAGUGAUUUUUGCUCUGUUUUUAACCCAACCUACAGGAUAGAAUUUAAGUCAAAAGGCUUAUGAGAGACUGUGAUUGAUUUAUUGUUGGCUACUGGAGCUGGAAAACAGCCCAGUUUAGAGGGGAGGGAAAAAUUGCAUAACAUGACAAAAUGUGUUAAUGACCCACUUUCUGAAUCCUUGUUAAGUGUUUGGACACACUGCCUGUUCUGCUCUGACAGUGUCUGCAAGCUCAGCUCAGGAGGGUCAGAUCAUUUACUGCCCCAUUGAUUCCAACGUUGGUUUUCAAUCUGGUGUAAGGUGUAUUUCACCAAGCAGUUUAAUUCACAGAUGUUUUGUGGUAGGUGGGUAGUGUGAACUCUACUAGGAACCAAAACUACUCAGCAUAGGAAAAGAACUAACAUUGUUGUACAGUGACUAACAUCUUAGUCUUUUCAGUUUUUAACUGCCAUCAAAGUGGCUGUUUUUGGGCAGUUAGAUUUCAUGUCCUGAAGGCCAGUGGAAGCUGACAUGGAGGACGUCAAAUUACUUUAUUGUAAAGAGCUGACUUCUCUGUAGGACUUUAGUCUUUCUCCAAAAUAUGCCAUAUGAUAGAUAGCUCAAAUACUGUGUUCUGAGGUUUACCUGUCAAGGAAGUCACUGCUAAACCAGCAAAACUCAGCCUCAGUUCUCCAUUGAGAUCCAGGUUUCCCAGAUGUCUUUUAUCUCAGUCAUUUUGGCCCAGUGUUGGAACAGAAGCUGCAGUGGGGAGGGAAGAUAGAGAAUGAAAAUUUGGUCUUCUCCCAGGUUCUUUUGCAUUUCUUGUUUGUCUUCAGAACUGCUGCACACCCCCUGCUCCUGACACAUCUUUUUCUUGUGAGCUUGUCUCACACAGCACUGGAUGACUGCUCAGGAAGGAGUCUGCUCAAUUCUGUUUUGUGGUCCCUGGGUGUCCUCUGCACCUAUGGGGGCACUGGGGGAGGAGACAAGCAAGGGAUGUCCCAUCAUCAGGGCUGUGUAUCCAUUUGAUAUCAGGGUCUGUAUUUCCACCUCUGCUCUUUUUGAAAAUUGGGAAUCACGUCAGCUAGAGCCAAACUUGGCUGUGAGUGUGUGGCUUAGGCCACGUACUGCUGUUCCUGCUGUAACAAGUGGAGGAACAGUGAAUGUUUUAUCAGCCUCUCCUACCACAAGUGCCUCUAUCCUACGUCUGCAUUUUUGUUCUGGCACCAGUGCAGGGCACAGCAGUGUUUUUAGUCCUGGGGCUUUCCAAGGAGAGCCUGGGCUCUUCAGCAGGGCAGUACCAGCCUCAUUUCCAGGUGCAUUUAGCUCACAGGGUCAUAAAUGAUGUCUCAUAAUUUUCAGAGGUGAGAAGCUCUCCAUGAGGUUCUACAGUAGCUGAGAUCAUCUGGUGAACUAAAUCCAGUAGCUUGAGAGAGACCAGGGGCACCAGAGCUAGAACAGCCUCCGUGCAGAGCUUUUGAUUCAGAAAGGCUGUUUUCCCUUUCAGGCUGCUCAGGCAGGAACUUGGUGACCUAUGGGAAGCACUAGAUGAGGGACUUGUUUUCUUAAGAUUUCCUUGGCAAAGGGGAGUAUAAUUCAGUGGCUGAAGCAUUUGAAAGGAUGGGAAAUGUUUGGGAUCUCAGAUAUGAACUGUUUUUUCUGCAGUUACAAGAAACUGUAGGAGUAUUUUGUUACAGAGUCAGGCAGUAUGAAAAAAUAUAUAUAUAUGGUCUGUUGAACUAGGCUGUGUUUGAUUUUUUAGUUAUAUUUUGGACCAUAUAAUACCUCAGAUGUUCAUUUUUUGGCACAAAGAGUUACACUGAGAAAGGAGUAUGGCCUACAGCUUCUGAGAAGGAUGGGACAUGUGCAGUGGUGGGACAGGAAUCCCGAGGCUGUGGUUGCAGUUCAGCAGUGGGAUGCUUGGGAUGAAUUCCCUCAGUUAGUUGCUGUGCUGCAGUGUGGUUCCUUACAAAGCUGUGGAGAAUUCCUUAAAUACUGCAGUGUGGGUUUAUUUGGAGUGUAAGUACUUAUUACAUCAUGGAAAGCAACUGGUGAGGUUGGCAGGGUCACAGUUGCUUAUCGGGGCUGUUUAUUGCCUCCGUGAACAGAACUGGCCUCUCCUGACAGAAAGUCUUGGAGGCUUUACACUCCCUUGGAGAGCAGUGGAGACGAUGAUACUUUCUACAAGACAUAACGGGGUUUGGGGAGGUGGCCAGGGUAUUAUCAUUUGAUUUUGGUCCCAGAAAGCUUUCCCCCUGGGACUAGGAAAGGAAUUCAGGAAAGGAAACACAAGGAAUGAUGUUGUCACAGGAGUGAGUCUCUGAACAACUACUGAGUUUUCGACUGGAAUUUAUAGUCUACUUGAGGCCAAAUCUUACCCUUCCUACUUGGACAAGUCUCCCACUGAAGCCAAUUAACUCUGUUGGAGUUUUGCCUAGGAAAAACUUUGGGUUGCAGUUAUCCAACCUAAUUACAAGACCUGUUGUUUAAAAUCAAUGUGAAACUGGGGUCUUAAAGGAAGAGCAAAAGGCAGAGCAAUACACUGAAACAUCAAAUGUUUUGGCAAAUGUGAGGUGAGUACAGAAGAAUAUGGAGAAAAUAAUGUCCUGCAGGUAAAGAUAAAGUCUAAGCACAGUAAACAACCAAAUAACUACAUCAAGUUGCAGUUUGGGCUAUGGAAGGAAGGCCCUGGAAGGCCUUCCAGCGGGUCACUGAGACUGCCACCCAAAGUAACAAGACCCAAAAAUUCUGAACAGAAACCACUGUGGACAAAUCCCCACAGCACAGAAGAACAGACUGUCACAGCAGGGCUGGACACGUGUCCUGUGUUAACAUCAGAUUUGUCAUUCCUGAAGUCACAUGUUUCGUUGUCCAUUUUUUGCUGGUAGAAACUCAGAAGCAGGAAGCUGAGGUCAUGAGGAACACAAUUGGUGCUAAAUAAAUGAAUGUGAUGGUGCUUCCAGAUUUUCAGUCUAUUCGAUGCCCUUCACGUUUUUUUAAUUUUGUUGUGAAAUGCAAGUGCAGAACAAUAGUAGGUAAUGGGUGUGAGCACAGAAGACAGGCUCCAACACAUUAUUUUGAUCAUUUUCACAAAAUGGGUCCUGGGUUAAUGAUUUGACACUGUGCAUCUGGCCCUGCUGUCACUUUGACCAUGCCAAAAUAUUUGUGAUAAAAUUAUAGACCAAAAGUGAAAUCUUAGUCCAUGAGACAGCAGGAACUCUUCUGUUCCAUUUAAUUUCUCUGAAUUUUGUUCAGGUUUUCCUGUCCAUGUGUACCAUGCUUCCCCUGUACUCAUUCACUGUAUAGAUUCACCAGUCCACCCUGAAUUUGAUGUAUAGAUCUCCUUUACUCCACAGGACUCAUUUUGUCAAUUUGUGUAAUUCAGUAUAAAUAUCUAUUUUUUGUUGUUCUUAAUGCCACUGGAUUUGUUUGGUCUGUUGUGCUACACACAAUAAAUCAAUGUUUUUAAAAAACAGGUA
Molecule: messenger RNA, 4846 nt
Organism: Apus apus (common swift)
Lineage: Eukaryota; Metazoa; Chordata; Aves; Apodiformes; Apodidae
Gene: CERS3
Product: ceramide synthase 3
Exons: 12
Coding region: 235-1380 (381 amino acids)
Biological process (GO): ceramide biosynthetic process
Cellular component (GO): membrane
Molecular function (GO): DNA binding; sphingosine N-acyltransferase activity
Source: RefSeq, a predicted model, not a curated record